AUGACGCCCCACGGCGCCCCCAGAAGUGUGAAUGACGUCACACAGAGCCCCCCCCCGUUGCGGCCGACUGACCCUAAGGAGGGGCCAGAGAUCAGCUGCUGCCCCGGGCACCAGCUUCCGGCCCGGGCACCCGGCCGGCACAGGGUGUCCACGCCCGCAGCACCCCAGCUGGUCCUGGAAAUCUCGGCCCCGGGACUGGUAAUAUUCCGCCGGACACACAGACUCUUUCUUUCCUCUGUAGAGUCGGAAAAGGCCAGAAGUGAGGCCGUGGAGGUGCAAGUGAACGGGAAUCUUCUCACAGAGUCCGACCAGGUGGACCUGGACGACGGCGACAAGACGGCCCAGCUGAACAUGCGAGGCGUCUUCCUGCACGUUUUCGGGGAUGCGCUGGGCUCGGUGAUCGUCGUCGUGAACGCCUUGGUCUUCUACUUUUCCUGGAAGGGCUGCCCUGAAGUGGGGUUCUGCGUGAACCCCUGCACUCCCGACCCCUGCAGGGCCUUUGUCAAGAUGGUCAACAGCACCCAGGCGACUCUUGGGGAGGCGGGCCCCUGCUGGGUGCUGUACCUGGACCCCACGCUCUGCCUCGUGAUGGUGUGCAUCCUGCUCUACACCACGUACCCGCUGCUCAAGGAGUCCGCGCUCAUCCUGCUGCAGACCGUGCCGAAGCAGAUCGACAUCAGACACCUCAUCAAAGAGCUGCGCGCCGUGGACGGCGUCGACGAGGUCCACGAGCUGCACGUGUGGCAGCUGGCCGGGAGCCGCAUCAUCGCCACGGCCCACAUCAAGUGCGAAGACCCGGCGUCCUACAUGCAGGUGGCCAAGACCCUCAAAGACGUGUUCCACAACCACGGCAUCCACGCCACCACCAUCCAGCCCGAGUUCGCCAGCGUGGGCUCCGGGCCGGGCGUGGCCCCCUGCGAGCUGGCCUGCAGGACGCAGUGUGCGCUGAAGCAGUGCUGCGGGACGCUGCCUCCGGCGCCCGCCGAGCAGGGCGGGGAGAAGGCCCGGGCCGUGAGCAUCUCCUGCUUGGAACUGAGCGACCAGCUGGAGAGGAAGUCUCGGAGGACUAAGGUGGACAGCGUCCCGGCCGUGGUGAUCGAGAUCCAGAACAUGCCCAGCGCCCAGCCCGAGUCGUCUCUGUGAGGCCCGAGGACGAGGCGGUGCUUGGCUUCUGCUCCCGGGCGCCAGAGGGCAGAGACUCCGUUGGGAUUCUGUCUGCCACGUCGUGGCUGGACGGCAGCCCUCGCCGGCGCGGCGCCUCCCGCGUCUGAGGGCGGAGGGGCUGCCCUCGGCGCUCCGGGGUCCGGCCGGCGUCCAGCCCCGGCACGAUGUUACAUUUUUGUUUGAGGGAGCGUGACCCUUCUAGAACAUGAUGACGUUUGAUUUCCAGUUUCUUCCACGGUGAACGAUCAAUUAGGGGGUGAAAUAAAUUUCGAUUGUUACUGGAAUUGCUCGGCUUCGCUUCCCCCGCUUUGUUGAGCCGCGGCCGCCAGAGCUGCGACCCCCGAGCUUCCAGCCCCGCGCCUGCCUCCCGCGCAGGCUGGCGGUGCCACCGA
Molecule: messenger RNA, 1556 nt
Organism: Condylura cristata (star-nosed mole)
Lineage: Eukaryota; Metazoa; Chordata; Mammalia; Eulipotyphla; Talpidae
Gene: SLC30A1
Product: solute carrier family 30 (zinc transporter), member 1
Exons: 3
Coding region: 1-1143 (380 amino acids)
Biological process (GO): zinc ion transmembrane transport; detoxification of zinc ion; intracellular zinc ion homeostasis
Cellular component (GO): endoplasmic reticulum; Golgi apparatus
Molecular function (GO): zinc ion transmembrane transporter activity; calcium channel inhibitor activity
Source: RefSeq, a predicted model, not a curated record